AAGAUAAUGGGGUCUGGAAACCAUUCAAUGGUAACUGAAUUUAUCUUGGCUGGAUUCUCAACCAAACUGGAGCUGCAGCUGCCCCUGUUCCUCCUCUUCCUUGGAAUCUACCUGCUCACAGUGCUGGGGAACCUGGCCAUGAUCAUCCUGAUCCUGCUCAGCUCCCACCUGCACACCCCCAUAUACUUCUUCCUCAGCAGCCUGUCCUUCAUUGACCUCUGCCAUUCUACUGUCAUUACCCCUAAAAUGCUGGUAAACUUUGUGACAGAGAAGAAUAUCAUCUCCUACACUGGAUGCAUGACUCAGCUCUACUGCUUCCUUGUUUUUGCAAUUGCAGAGUGUCACAUGUUGGCUGUAAUGGCGUAUGACCGCUAUGUUGCCAUCUGUAACCCUUUACUUUACAAUGUUGUCAUGUCCCAUCAUCUCUGCUUCUGGCUCACGGUGGGAGUUUACACUCUGGGUAUUGUUGGAUCAUCAGUUCAUACAGGCUUUAUGUUAAAAUUAAAUUUUUGCAAGAUCAAUGUGAUUAACCAUUAUUUUUGUGAUCUUUUCCCACUCUUGGAGCUAUCGUGCUCCAGUACAUACAUCAAUGAACUCUUGGUUCUUUUCCUGAGUGCAUUAAAUAUCCUGACACCUGCCUUGACCAUCCUUAUGUCCUAUGUCUUCAUCAUUGUCAAUCUCCGUAUUCGCUCCACUGAAGGCAGGUCCAAAGCCUUCAGCACCUGCAGUUCCCACAUCUCUGCUGUUGCUAUCUUCUAUGGUUCUGCUGCAUUCAUGUACUUACAGCCAUCAUCAGUGAGUUCAAUGGACCAAGGGAAAGUGUCCUCUGUGUUUUACACUACUGUUGUACCCAUGCUGAACCCCUUGAUCUACAGCCUGAGAAACAAGGAUGUCAGAGCUGCUGUAAAGAAAAUUCUUAACAGGUGA
Molecule: messenger RNA, 927 nt
Organism: Grammomys surdaster
Lineage: Eukaryota; Metazoa; Chordata; Mammalia; Rodentia; Muridae
Product: putative olfactory receptor 8G3 pseudogene
Biological process (GO): sensory perception of smell; G protein-coupled receptor signaling pathway
Cellular component (GO): membrane
Molecular function (GO): G protein-coupled receptor activity; odorant binding; olfactory receptor activity
Source: RefSeq, a predicted model, not a curated record